UGUGACAUGCUUUCAUUUAGUUGAUCAAGAUAAACGUGUUUUUGUCAGUGCUGGAACUGUGACGUGACUCCUUGUGUGUGGUGUUGUUCUGUUCUGUUCUCGGGAGAGUUGUAUAAAAAUAAAACUAGCUCCUUUAUGAUGGUAGUAAUACGGAUAUAGAGUGAAAGCAUUACAUCAGCGAGAAUGGGGUCUUCAGAAUUUGCACCAACGAUUCCCUCAGCCAAAGUUUCAGGCCUUUUCAUAUACCCAAUCAAGUCAUGCCGUGGAAUUUCUCUUUCCCAUGUCCCUCUCACACCUGCCGGACUUCGAUGGGAUCGGCAAUGGGUGGUGGUGAAUUCCCAAGGGAGGGCAUGCACUCAAAGAGUUGAUCCAAAGCUUGCUUUGGUUGAGGUUCAGCUGCCAACUGAUGCACUCCUUGAAGACUAUCAACCUACCCACGAUUGCUAUAUGGUGCUGAAAGCACCUGGGAUGCAACCUCUAAAAAUUUGUUUGAGUAAGCAACAUGAAGUAACAGAUGCUGUCACAGUCUGGGAAUGGACUGGGUCUGCCUUGGAUGAAGGAGCAGAGGCGUCUCGGUGGUUCUCAGAUUAUUUAGGAAAACCUUGUCAACUGGUCCGCUUCAAUACUGCUUCGGAAGUUAGACAAGUAGAUCCUGAUUAUGUUGGGAGCAAGCAUCACACCUAUUUCUCUGAUGGUUAUCGAUUCUUACUUUUAUCUAAGGAAUCAUUGGAUGCACUAAACGAGCUUCUAAAGGAACCUAUGCUUAUUAAUCGUUUCAGACCGAAUAUCCUUGUUGAAGGUUGUGAUCCAUAUUCUGAAGACUUGUGGACAGAGAUCAAGAUAAGCAGCUUUUCCUUUCUGGGUGUCAAAUUGUGCUCCCGUUGUAAGGUACCUACAAUCAAUCAAGAGACUGGUAUAGCCGGAUCUGAGCCAUCUGAAACUCUUAUGAAAACUAGGUCUGGCAAAGUCAUUAGACCAAAUGCGAAAAACAAAAACAAGGUCUACUUUGGUCAGAAUAUGGUAUGGAACAGGAUGGAGUCUUCUGUUAAAGGGAGUGGAAACAUCAUUAAAGUUGGAGAUCCUGUUUAUGUUCUUGGAAAGGUCUCUUCCGCUGCUGAAGCAGCUGCUUGAACUGUGUAUGUAGAGUCUGCCGUGAUUACAAUACCAGCAAUUGCUACAAUCACAAGAUUUAUCAAACAUUACAUGCGGAUUAAAAUCUGCACCAAAUAUGUUUCCUGUGGAUUUUUAUUGAAAAUUCGCAAUAAAAUUCUCAUGUAAUGUGAAAAUUUUCUUGUAGUUAGAGAAUUUAGAGAAGUCUUCUUCUAACUCGUUUAAGAUACUUUUUGAAGAAAAGAAAUACUAUUAUUCAAACUAACUGGAAAAAGAGAUACU
Messenger RNA from Cajanus cajan (pigeon pea), 1392 nucleotides. NCBI's taxonomy places the organism in Eukaryota, Viridiplantae, Streptophyta, Magnoliopsida, Fabales, Fabaceae. The record is from RefSeq and is a predicted model, not a curated record.